Molecule: messenger RNA, 639 nt
Organism: Lactuca virosa
Lineage: Eukaryota; Viridiplantae; Streptophyta; Magnoliopsida; Asterales; Asteraceae
Source: the annotation of a GenBank genome assembly
AUGGGCAAUGCAAUGGGUUGUUGCUACCUAACAGGUGAAGGAUCAUCUGUGAAGGUAAUUUACUGGGAAGGGAACACAAGGACGCUAACAGGAAAACGAUGGUUAGCGGGAGAGCUCAUGUUCGAGUUUCCAGAUAGCAUGGUUUGUGACGCAGACUGCUUCUUCAUCGGUCACCCAGUCCCAGCGUUAUCCAUUGAUGAUCAGCUUAAUCCUGGUCAGACCUACUUUGUUCUCCCUCUCGACAUCUUUUCUUCAAAGACCCUCUCAGCUUCUUCAAUAUCAGCUGUGCUUUCUUCAACGCCUAAUCGCACCCCAAUCAAUUUCAAAGAGUGUCCUUUCGAGUACAUAAAGGGAUCGAAUGGAAGGAUGUUGAUCAAAGUAUCGCCUGAGUUUAUGACAAGAAUUCUUACCAGAAGAGGUAGUGGUGAUGGUCAAGAAAGUGAGAAUGAAAGUGGGAACGCAGUAAAUGGGUUCUUGUGUAGUACACCUGAGUUAAAGAAGCAAUACGAACAGUUGGUUGGGUCCAAGGAUCAAACCUGGUCACCUAAGCUUGAGACUAUUUCAGAGCAUAACAGGAUUAGGUAUUCUCCUUAUAGAUUGAUAGGGUUGGAACCGAAGAAGAAAGAAUACAGUGCCUAG